GAGACAUUGCAGCAAAUCGACUGUGCAUCGACGUGCCGUCGAGAAGCUCGUCAGCGACAAUGUCCAUCCCUCAAUGGGCUGCGACGUGGCGACCGGACAUUCGGCAGCUGCUACAUCGCUUACAGGACACCCCGGACACUUCAUCGCAAGCACCUUCGUUUGCUGUGGACGAGCUACAGGUGGACGUUUAUGUGCGCCAAUUGUAUGCUCAUACGUACUUGGAACCGAGCUCCGAGCGCAUGAAGAAUGCUGCAGAAGGUAUAGUACGAACGCUGGAGUUUCACCACCGUGAUCGCCAUGCCGCGAGGAUAUCAACCAUCUUCUUUGGUACACCUGACGUGAACCACCCGUCCCGUCCGCUCUCUUUGAAAAUCCCAACUCGCAUCGCGUGCUUGCUUCUUGAGCUGGCCAACUCGCCAUUAUCGAUCACUCCGACCGAGUUGGACGAAAUUGAUCUCGUGCGCAUUGCAUGCGAGUCACGUUCGUCCAAGAUCUUCCAUGACGAACAGCGGGCCAAAGCAGCCACACGUGCUUUGGUGGACGAGCUCAACCAUCUGACCAUGGAAGAUCCAUGGUUCAAGGCGGAAAACGCGGAUGAAGAAGAUGAUGACGCACUGUGGGGCAGCGACGACGAUAUUCCGGCGGACGAGUCGCUGGGGCAACUCAGUUCUUCGCAACUUCCAUUGCAACCCAACAUAACCAAUGCCACGUCUGAAGUCCCAAUGGAUUGCGAUCGCCUUUCGCCAAAACAUGACGUCGUGCCAAGCGAAGCUACCUUUUGCACUGCUUCUCCGGAACCAGAGCCCCCAUUGCCUGUGGAAGUGUAUCGUUCGAACAAGCCGUGGCUCCUUUACCAAGGUUACGCAGAGGCGCUCGGGCAAUUCGAGACUCCGCUGCGAUUCCUUGAGAAAAGAAUUCUCCCGGAGCACCAUUUCGUCGAGCACGUGCUGUUUGUGCUACUGGGGUGCACGUCGACUACUUUUGAAAGCGCCUCCGUCUCGUCCUCCAUCCCGUUUUGGUCAUCCAUGAGCUACACAAAGUUCGAACUCGCGUCAUCCUCAUUGCACCUACAGUCCGUGUCGCAUCUCACACCUGCGUGUUUGUAUCAAAGCCUCAACCACUGGAGCGACGUCGCAACUGCGCUGUCCUUCAUCCGCGCGGCUGUCGCUCAUCUCGGAUCGUUCCCGUCGCCAACGAUGCAGGGCUCAUCGCAUGCCUUGUCCGAAUUCGUGCGUGGCGUCGACAGCACUGUGUCAACGCACAUGCGUAACAUGCACGUGCUCGGAACAUCUCGACCGACGCUGAUUUUCCUCUGGGUCGAACUGCACCCUGUCAUUAACAGCAUCCAUUGGCUUCGGCACGUCAUCUUGGACGUUUUGCAGCCGGUAGAGCAGACCAAGACGCCAACCAUUCGGGAACUCGCGACCACAGUCCUGACAUCGCUGAGCGUACUCCUGGAGCAGUACACGGUCUUGGAGGACUCCCGGCACUACGCAUUGUUGGCACAGUGGUUUGGGCACGCGCUCACACCGUAUUUGCAAAGCGUGCACGACUUCCUCGACGGCCAUCCCGCAUCUCUCGACGUUGGAUUUGAUCUCCACCCCGAUUUGUGGACACCGUUUCAGCGAGCGCUCUUCCGUACCACCCGACUCCCUACAUCGACUACCCCCCCUCGCUUCAUGCACAGUUUACAGUCGCUACUUCUCGAGGCGCAUGCAUAUGCUAUCGUGUGGCGAGACUCCAUCGGCGCAUCACGCCACCCAACCGAAGUCAUCGCUAGUACUGACGUCAUGGAGUCCCAGCCGAACGCUGACUUGCGUUCAAACGCUUCAACGCCGUGGAGGCCAUCGUACGUUCACACACAGAUUCCUCCAGGAUUGCCCCACCUCACGGCGGCGGCAGACGUCGCGCAGGAGUCGACAUGGAUGUCCAAUGCAACGCAAGUACCGCCAUUGUCCUUUGACGAAUACUUGAGUUUCAACGUGAUCGAGCCAUUGCAAGCGCGGUGUUUGGCCAUCGGGCAUGCCAUGGUGACGCACGUGAAAGACACGUGGCGCGUUGUUGACCACUGGGAAGCCAUGCGGUUGUUUGUGCUGCAAUAUCAUCCGGACACGUCGAGUGGACUGAGCGAGCAGCUCGUCCAGCAUGUUAUGACGCCGGCGCUUCGACCUCUUUGGCGCGAUGGGUAUGCCAUGAAUGCGAUGUUUCGACACAUCGUCGCCACAGCCCCGGCGACCGACGCGUACCUCAAUCACGCCGCGUGUAUUUCGCUCCAGCUGAACAUCCCCAGCGAUAGUGCGGCGGUGGGAGAGUCCAUUGCGGCGCUCAACACGUUGGCCUUUCGUUACGCAGCGCCAGGUCCCCUCAAGCUGCUCUUUCGGCAGGACGUGAUGGACCGCCUGUCGAAACUUGGCAUCCUGUUGUUGCAAGUUCAAGGUGUUGAAAGGGCGUUGGUCUCGCUCAAACAAACCACGACGCGAACGCUGCCCCACGUCCCUGCGAUGCACGUACACCUGGUCGACUUGGCCGGCAUGCUGCAUUUCGUCAAGCAAAUGCACGAAUACUUUCGACAACAGACAGAUUGUUGCAACCACAUUACCGACGCCAUGGUGCAAGCGACCCUUGUAUCGGAGAUGAACGACGCGAUUGAACGGGUCCUUCAUGUCAUGCUGGAGCGGUGCUUCCUUCUGAAAAAGCAUGCUUCAAUCCACCAGUACCUCAUGCACGUGCUGAAUCAAGUUAUCCAGUAUGCCAUGUGCUUUGCCCAAGUUGUAUCCAACCACCGCGGUGAAGUCGACAAUGCGGUGGAGAUAAGUGGACUGGCUGCAGCAGCCAGUAAAUUCAAGAGAGCGCAUGGCUACCUCAUGAUUAUGCUGCAUUCGAUGGCCAGAACCGGGUCCGCGCCGCAUUUGCACGAGCUCGUCGUGCAGUUGAACUACAAUGGCGUGUACAUCCUCGAUUAAGACCCUUAUCGACGCUCCGACCACGAAUUAUCAACCAGCUCAACUGAACGUCAUGGGGACUCGUCCGUGCCAUGCCGCAAUCCAUUCCACAGCAUUUGGUCGAACCUGUGAGACGAGCAUGUUUUCCAUCUUGGCGCGAUCAUGCGGUGGGGACAAUCGAGGCGACCCCGCCCGAGUUAACGGCGUCCUCGCGCCGGCGCAAUCGACCGAUUUGUUUUAGUGCUUGUUGACAAGUGGCUUCCAACGAUGCGACUGUGUUCUUGUUCACGCGGGCCUUGACUGGAGCCGUCGCCAUGCCAAAGUGUGGGCCAUACCUACGGCAUCUCUCGUUCAAAUGGAAUUUGACGACACGACCAUACAUGGGAAAGUAGUCGUGAUCGGAAACUUGGUCGGGCAACAUUUGGUCGAUGGCGGUCGCCGUGAGGGCUGCAAAACAUCGCGCCGCAUCCGAUUCAUUGUAGCCUCCACCGCCAAGCAGUAACAACGGCAGUUCCAGCUCCUUUACAACGUCCAAACACCAGCACAAGCCCGUGGCUGUCAAGUUGAAUGUCCCCAAGGGAUCCCUGUCGCGAUGCGUGAAAAUCGAUUGUUUUCGCACCAAACACAUCCGUACGUAGCAAGGGUGUCGACGCCGCACGUCAUGACAACAUGCGUCGGCAUGAACGCCUCCACGAUUGCCUGCACGACCACCUCAAACACUUCAAAGAACUGGUUGUCCGUAAUGCCGUCGUCCAAAGGCACGUUGAGGUUUCGGUGUCGGCCGGCCCCUCGACCGAUGGACGACGGACUGCCUGUACCAGGAAAGAAGCCUCGGGCGAACUUGUGGAAUGACAGUGUGAACACUUGGGACGAGAAGUAGAAUGCUUCCUCGACGCCAUCGCCGUGGUGGACGUCGAUGUCAAUUACGAGGACUUUGCAAGCGUGUAUGUUGUGCAAGAGGUAAUCCACGGCAAGGACCACAUCGUUCACGUAGCAAAACCCACUUGCAUGGUCUUUCUUGGCGUGGUGCCGGCCUCCGCCCCAGUUGAUCGCAAUGUCGAUGCUGCCGGACACGAGCAACUUGCUGGCCGUAAGUGACGCACCAGCAACAUACGAACAAUAUGAAAACAGUCCUGGAAACGCAUAUGCAUCGUCGACAAGACCGUGCUCGAGCAUGAUGGCAGCGGCCGACGAAGUUUCGGCUUUCAGAGCAUCGACAUAAUCGCUGCUGUGGAACCGUUUAAGGUCGGACGGCGAAGCCACAUCAGGAGCUAUGACAUGGACGUGC
Molecule: messenger RNA, 4230 nt
Organism: Aphanomyces invadans
Lineage: Eukaryota; Oomycota; Saprolegniomycetes; Saprolegniales; Verrucalvaceae
Exons: 13
Coding region: 60-2963 (967 amino acids)
Biological process (GO): cytoplasmic microtubule organization; mitotic cell cycle; spindle assembly
Cellular component (GO): equatorial microtubule organizing center; centrosome; gamma-tubulin complex
Molecular function (GO): microtubule minus-end binding; gamma-tubulin binding
Source: RefSeq, a predicted model, not a curated record